Molecule: messenger RNA, 1578 nt
Organism: Aspergillus clavatus NRRL 1
Lineage: Eukaryota; Fungi; Ascomycota; Eurotiomycetes; Eurotiales; Aspergillaceae
Product: cytochrome P450
Exons: 6
Coding region: 1-1578 (525 amino acids)
Molecular function (GO): iron ion binding; oxidoreductase activity, acting on paired donors, with incorporation or reduction of molecular oxygen; monooxygenase activity
Source: RefSeq, a predicted model, not a curated record
AUGCUCAGCCCGCAAGUGGUUUCGUCGUUCGCGCUGAGAGGCCUUCUACUAGGUCUCUUUGCACUAUGCUGCACUACAGUGGGAUUCGUCGUGCACCGCCUGUUCUUCCAUCCACUGGCGAAGUAUCCUGGCCCUUGGCUAGCAAAGGUCAGCAAUCUCUACGCGGGCUACCACGCAUGGAAGGGUGACCUCCACCUGGACAUGUGGAAAUGUCACGAGAAGUACGGUGACUUUGUGAGAUACGGCCCUAACAGUCUCCUGGUGAACACGGCAACCGGUCUGCACGACAUCUACGGACAUGGAAAGAACUUCAGAAAGGCACAGCGAUACGCCGCCAUGGUGCACCGAGCCCCGAAUACCUUGACGGUGAUCGACAAGAAGAAGCAUGGCAAGAAGAGACGGGUCAUCAGCCAGGGUUUCUCCGACGCCGCGCUCAAGAACCAUGAAGUCGUGAUUAAUGAGCAAAUCCGUCAGCUUCUUGCGCAAUUGAAGACCGGUGAAGGUGGCAAGGCUGUUUCAGUUGGCUCAUGGUCCUCGCCCAAGAACAUGGGACGCUUCACGGACUACUUUGCGUUUGAUGUCAUGAGUAACAUUAUCUUUGGCGUGCCAUGGUCUACUCUCCGGACUCCCACAUAUCGCUUCGUGCCUGAAGUCAUUGAAAAAUCGAAUGUUCGUGUCGGUGUCCUGGCUCAGGCCCCCGAGGUCACCUUCAUGCGCCUUGACAAAUACCUCUUCCCUGAAGCCAUCAAGGCCCGCGAUAUCUUCAUCCGCUUUGUGGAGGAGAUGCUCAACCAGGGUAUCCAAGUCGCGGCCACGACAGGCAAGGGAGUCUUUGCGACUUUGGCCAAUGCUACAGAUCCCGAGACAGGACUGCCGUUGCGAAAGAGGGAAUUGGGCGGCGAGAGUGCGACCCUUAUUGUGGCCGGCACUGAUACUUCCUCUACUGCGCUGGCUGCGUGCUUCUUCUAUCUGUCGCACAACCGUUCAGCUCUUGAGCGAGCAACAGCUGAGGUUCGCAGUACCUUCCAGUCUCCGGAGGAUAUCCGGAUGGGUGUAGAAAUGAACCAAUGCGUCUUCCUGCGCGCCUGUAUUGAAGAGAGCAUGCGCAUGUCCCCCUCGGCAGCCAGCUCCCUCUGGCGCGAAGCCGAAGAAGCCGGAGCCACCGUUGAUGGUCACUACAUUCCUCCAGGUGUCGAUGCUGGAACAUGCAUCUACAGUAUCCAUCACAACCCGGCUUACUAUCCUCAGCCCUUCACCUUCCGUCCGGAGCGCUGGAUUGCCAGUGAAUGUCAUACCGUCAAGGGUGACGUGAGCCUGGCUCGUUCCGCGUUCAAUCCCUUCUCUAUCGGACCCCGCAGCUGCAUUGGAAAGAGUCUGGCGUAUGUUGAACUUCAUCUUGCUCUAGCAAAUGUGCUUUGGGCUUUCGACCUCCGUCUGGCCUCGGGGGAUCUGGGGAAGACGGGCGAGGGCGUUGAGAAUGCCGAGUAUGGUCGUCACCGGGUGAAUGAGUACCAACUCUACGAUCACUUGACGGCUGCGAAGCAUGGGCCAUACAUAGAAUUCAGUCCCCGAGUGUAA